AUGGGGAGAAUUAAGAAGGUGGCGAGCCAAAAACACGAGGCUACGAUCUCCCCAUAUCUGGCAGAUUUCGUAGCGCGUGCCACCACUAUUCCAGUCCCCGAGCUUCCUUCGCAUCUCAACACCUUCUCUCGCAUAUGGCCCUUCCCCAGAGGCGACCUGUACCAUUGGAUUAACGUGCUUAACCGCUUCGACGAGAUCUUGGCAUCUGCCAUCGAGAAAUACGCCCUGAACAACGGUCCUCAGACGAAGCCUUUCGGCAAAGACUUUCUGGUGGAGUCUUACGUGCAUGGUGAAAGUGCAGGAAAACCUCAGGAUGUCGAUGCCAAGCUAGCUGAGCUUGGAUAUGGACCGGAAGGAGACAGGGAGCUUUUAGAGGUUAUUCUUGAUUUCUCUAGGCUGCUGCUGGAAAAGUGCGGUAAUCGUAGCUUGUACAGCAGCAGUGAACGCCUGGGCGAACUCUUGAACACCACCUCGCUCUCUCUGCUUCAGUCCACCCUCCGUCUAUCUUUGUGUCUGGCACAGCGGUAUCAUUCACGCCAACGCGGUGGCUCCCAUAUCCAGCACAGCUUGCUGGCAGCCCACUACAACAUCGACUUGGAGAAAUUGCAGAAAGUUGCUGCGCCGUUUCCGCGCCCUUCUGUCCCAGGAAGAACGGCAGUGUCCCCGGUAGCUUCGAUCAAGUCCAAGGAAAAGGCAUCUCAGGCCCGGCAUAAUGCCAAUGAUAUGUCUGUCCUUGUACGGGAGAAUGAAAGCUGGGAUGAAUGGGGUAACGUGCGCCUGCUUUAUUAUCCGUCUGGCUCAUCAGAACCGGUCAAGACUGCACCGGAGACCGGCACUGGUGGACCAUCGGUACAGGCCCCUACCACCCCCACGCCUCUACGCAGAAGUCACACCCAUCCCACACCACGUCUGAGCCGUAUGUCCACUGCCGAGGAUUCGCCUGCAUCUGUAACCUCGACGCCGGGAAAGCAGGACGAGACGCUGCGGGGUGGUAAGACACUCGAAUUACCAUAUUCGAAGAUUUCCUCGACAAGCGCUGAAGAGCUUGUUGCCGCGCAUGUAGACGAAGUACCAGAUGAUUCAAAAUACGAACUGCUUCAUAGGAUACGUACAGCCCAGGGAUUGGCAACGUCAGACUCCACGCGGGAGCAAAUUCUGGCGAUCAGAAUCCUCGCCCUUACUAACCUAGCUUACGUUUAUCCCGAGCCGCUGUUCCAGCAGAAAGUCCUUCAGUAUGACAUGGAGCAGCCAAAACGUCUGCAGCUCGCCUAUCAGCUCGGCGAAUUGGUCCACCUAGGUGCCAGUGGCGACCUCCCAGUCUCCCGGACAUUGCAGACAUUGGCCCUCCAGGCUCUUGAUGCUCUUGCGAAGCACAAGGCACGCGCGAUUGACGUCUGUGGCGCAUUGAGUGUCAAUGUAAAUCAUGGUGUGCUGAUGUUCUUGACUCGCAAAACCGUCAAUGAGCUGGGUUCGGAAGACACUGAUGGUGAAGAUGGUAGCCAGGAUGAGUGGCGGGAUGCGUUGCUCGCUUUGUUACGAACGCUUCCGGGCUCUAGUACCAGGACCCCAGAAACUCUCGUUGCUGCUGGCCUGAUCCCCAUGUUUGUUGAUGUUCUCAACCUCCGGACAGAAAAGGCCCGUCGAGUUUACUCCCGCAUCAUGGAAUUCCUGGACACUUUCGUCCAUGCUGUCCGUGAUGCACUGGGCACACUCACUAGCGCUAAGGGAUUUGACGCAAUUUCGGACUUGAUCGAUCACGAAACCAAAUCAUCCUUUGAAAACGUAAACAGGGGAGCUGGAAUACCUUCACAGCACAAAACUCCAUCGAUUGACUAUCAAAUUCCUUAUUUCCAACAACAAGCUCUGCGCUGGAUGUUUAGAUUUGUCAACCAUAUCAUGCAGCACAAUGGCGGCGGAUUUGACCGUGUCCUUCGGAAUUUGAUAGAUUCUCCUCAGUUGCUGACCUCCCUACGCCUUGUGUUGGAAAACGCUCGGGUGUUUGGUUCUCACGUCUGGAGCAACGCGGUCAACAUCCUGAGCAGCUUCAUUCACAACGAGCCUACGAGCUACGCAGUGAUUGCCGAAGCUGGGCUAAGCAAGAGCUUCUUGGAGGCCGUUACUUCUUCCGAAUUGAAGGCCCAGGAGAAGAUAGUUGUCGAACCUGAAAGUGCUGAUGUUGAGGGUGAGACCUCGAGGCUUCCUGAGACCAGUGCUACCGAGACAACCGCAGAAGAUGGUCGGGGCCCUCGGGAAUAUACUAUUGUAAGGUCGGCAGAGACGCGUUUAGCCCCUGGGAUCAUGCCCGCCGCCGAAGCUCUCUCGUGCAUUCCCUCCGCUUUUGGAGCCAUUUGCUUGAAUUCCUCUGGUCUCGAUCUGUUCAAGUCCUCCGAUGCUCUGGAGAGCUUUUUUGAGAUUUUUGAGAACCCUGAGCAUGUCAGGUGUCUAAAGGACGAUCCCAACCUCGUUCGUUCUUUAGGUACCACUUUUGAUGAGUUGGUGCGGCAUCAUCCGGCUCUGAAGGCUCACAUCAUGACUGCAGUUAUCGUGAUGGUUGCGCGUGUUGGACUCUUGUGCAGAGCGAAGGCCUGGUCAGUCGGAAUGGGUGCGAAGUUGUGGACAGAGAACCCGGAUGGAAAGCCAAUCAUCUCGGGCUCUACUGCCCACUUGCUGAAGGCGAUCGGGAUCGAUAAUGGCGAUCAGGCCGAGGAUGCCUCCACCUUCGGUGUGCCUCAAUUGACGUCCGAUCAGCUCCCUAACGGCGGAAAGCUACAGCUCGGUGAUCUAAGCCAGAUCCUUCCAUCGUCAAAUGACAACAUUGAGCCGAAGGAAACGGACGCGGCUGGUCUCACUGCCACAGACUAUUUGUACCCUGUCGUCCGAUUCCUGGGUGCAUUCUUCGAGAACCAGCCCAACUGCUCGUAUUUCAUUGAAUCCGGGGGUGUAGAGUUUGUCUUGGAUCUCGCGACUUUGCAAAGCCUCCCAUAUGAUUUCCAUAACACGGAUGCCAACCAGGAACUUGCCGUCCUGGUGCAUAUGCUUGCAGAAACGAAGCCUCACUUGGUUGUGCCAUCCCUCGUCCAGCGAACGGAGCGAGCUGUCGAUAUGCUCUCGAGUUUCUGGCAGGAGCCCAAUCAUUCGGGAUUUUUCACACCGUUGAUCAUGGCGACAUCCAACAGUACAUCCGAAGAAAAGGGCAAGGAAACGCUCAGUAUAUCCAAGGCAAAUGGAACAUUCUUUGCAAAGCAUAUGGGGGCUGCCCUUAUCCUAACCGAUUUCCUCCGUGAGAUCUAUUCGAUGCCUUUGUACCAGACACGUCCGAGCCAGCAAACCUCCGCUUUCGCUCAAGUUAACCUAGUUGACCGAUAUUGCUCCCUUGUGAAUAAGUUGGGAGGUUUGCAUGCAGCGUGUGUCUGGGAGGAGAUACUGCUUGAGAAGAACAUACCCGACACCUGGGAUCAGGCAACCAAAGUGCAACAAACUGGCUCAGCUCCCGAAAGAUCCAACCCUGUCGCGGGACAACUGAACUCCGAAGGAAACACCAUCGUACCUGGUACAGAGCCUAGUAGGGAAAGUCCAGCUGCUAGCGAUAGUGCCCAACCUGGAGUUGCCCAAGAGUCCAAAGAGCCUACCACAGCCAAGGUUGCCGAAGACGGUGUAGCGUUCAAGAAUGUUCAGGCCCUCCGGUAUCUCCUCAGCUCGUUGCCUUCUUCAAUCACUGGUUUCUUCCAUAACUUGGGACUUGGUCUGAUUGGAAAAAGGAGGACGGAUCUUUAUCAGAAGCAGAAUGCAACUCUGGUGGCGGAUGCUGUUGCCGGAGCCGUGCUAGAGCAAUUGCAAUUCCAGCCUCCAAACGCUAGUGACAACUCCAAGCUCCGGUUCGCUUACCUGAUUGUUAUACUGUCUUCGUUCUCCCAUCUUCUGUUCGAAGCUACCGCAGACCGUCCUCAUUCACACUACCUUACCCUGGUUUUGUUCUCCUUCAAGAGACACGGAGGCCUGAAAGUAACGAAAGACAUCUGCGACCUCUUUGUACAGGAGGUCAAGGCCCUGACCCCGCCGGAAUCCGUCGCCGAAUCUGAACAAGAUGUCUCAGCACGACUCACCUCCGCUUACGGCGGCAUCAAAAUUAUCCUCAGCUUCUUCUCCGAGCUUGCCUCGGGGAAGAACAUCGUCGAUUCCAGCCAAACACAGGCCAUGACCAGCGACCGUGACCGGGAUCGCCCCGACUACUUUCAACCGGGCCAGUUCUUGGUGGACCUUCGGAUGGAGAUUCUACCGAUGGCUCGGGACAUGUGGAAUUCCGACUUCGCCGCGCAGUCCUCCAGUUCUGUUGUCAAAUGUCUGAUUGACAUUCUGCGUUCGUCACUCGAUGGUGAAUAUGAGACAGGAGCUGCUCGCAGCUCCGAUGUGCCUCCUAUGGUGACAGACGUCGCGAGAAGAAUGUUCGUCGUGAACAAGGACCGCAUGGUGUCUUUACAAGAGAAGGGAUUCGAUGGACAGCUUGCCAAGGAAGCGCUUUAUCGCUGCAACAACGUAUAUGCCGCCGCCGAGGAGUACUGCAGGGCACAAAGUCGGCUAAGAGCCCCUCCAAGGGCAGAGCCAUCCCCUGGUGACAUCGAGUCGAUUCGCUCAACGUCAGGGGCUGAAGGAUCUGACGAGCCGGCAAGCGAUGCCCCGUCGUUUGACAAUGGGUUCCUCGAGCGGUCUGCACUUGCCAUGCUGUUGGCACAAGCUUCAGGCCGACCGGCCGACGAUGCGUCCCGUCAAGACCAAGGCCAGGGCAGAUCUGAAGACAGCGAAGUUAGACAUGGCUCUGAAUUCCUGGCGAGAGCCCUGACCCAUAUCUUGAACGACGACCAUGCCACAGGGAGCGAUGAACAUGAGGAAUCUCCAAUAAUCACGCCCCGUAUCUCUAACGCUCCCGGUGGUAGUUCGUCGGAGCCUUCAACCCUUCCGGCAAAUCAGUCACCAGAACAACGCUCCGAACAGCCUACGAGACGGCGUGAGGUGACUACGAUCGAGGAUUUAGAUAAGGAACGUGAGCAGGUUCGCUCGAAUUUGAUUGAGCGUUGCUUGGACAUCUUGAAUGAGCACCACGACGUCUCUUUCGAGUUGGCGGAUCUAAUUGCCUCCGCAACAAGAAGACACCGCGACGCGGAAAGCUUUAGAAGAGAAGUAGGCGAGAUUCUUGUGCAAUCUUUGGUCUCUUUACAGAUGGAGAAUUUCCAGGCUGCUGGCAGAAAGGUGGCCGCCUAUGCUCACCUUCUCGCUCUAGUCGUCCAGGACCGGGAAAUGUAUACCGCAACCCUUGGUGAGCUUAAAGAAUGCUUCACGACGUUCCUUGGAUUCAUUCAAGUAUUACCCGAAAAGUCGUCCGAUGAAUCGUUUCCUUGGAUCGGCCACGUCCUCCUGGUGCUGGAGAAGUUGCUUUCUGAUGACUGCCAGCCACCUCAGAUUCGUUGGACUAUCCCUGAUCAUGAGAACCCAAGUGCAGACGACGAGCAACCAGCUCACUUGGAGGAGCCUCUUGUAUCACUGGAUCAGAAAAUGCAGCUUUAUGAGGCAUUAGUCGAAAUACUGCCUAGAAUAGGCAAGGAUGAAACAUUGGCCCUUUCGAUCUGUCGAAUUCUUGUCAUACUCACACGCAGUCGCAGCAUUGCUGUGCGCUUGGGAGAGAAACGAAGCCUGCAACGUCUAUUCGUCAUGGUCAAACAAUUGUCUAGCUCCACAAAUGAGAAGCUUCAGGGAGCUUUCAUGUUAAUCUUAAGACACAUCAUUGAAGAUGAGGACACCAUCCGGCAGAUCAUGAGAAGUGAGAUUGUCGCCAACUUCGAAUCCAAAUCGUCCCGCCAGAUCGAUACGACCGGCUACGUGCGACAAAUGUAUCAUCUUGUCCUCAGAUCCCCUGAAAUUUUUGUUGAAGUGUCAAAUGAAAAGUUGAAGUUGCAGCGUUAUGACAACCGCCAACGACCCCAGAUUCUCACGCUGAAGGCCGACAAAAAGAACAGCUCUUCAGAUCCCACAACGGUCAAAGAAGCACCUGACAGCCCGGAGAAGAGCGAGGGCCAGACAGGUGGAGCAUCAUCUGAGGAUAAGGACAAGGCUAAAUCUACUGAUCUCAAGCCGCCUGUGGUGGAGAACCCUGAUGGCGUUAUCCACUAUCUACUUUCUGAGCUUCUGUCUUACAAGGAUGUCGAUGAUAAGGAGGCUCCCACCGAGAGCACAGACCCAUCGGCCCCCGAUCAAUCGGAAACUCAAACCGAUGUGGAAAUGUCGAUUGAUGAACCUUCUCCGUCUGUUUCUAGCACCGACGCGCAGGCCACACGCAACUCCAAGAAGUCAGACAAGCCGGCAUUCAAGGCGGACGACCACCCAAUCUACAUUUACCGGUGUUUCCUCUUGCAGUGCUUGACCGAGCUCCUGUCGUCCUAUAAUCGCACAAAGGUUGAAUUCAUCAAUUUCUCUCGCAAGGCAGAUCCUCAUGCGGCUACCCCGUCAAAGCCUCGCUCGGGGAUUCUGAAUUAUCUCCUGAAUGCGUUAGUGCCGGUUGGCACUAUGGAACAUGACGAAUCGGUCUCGUUCAAGAAGCGAAGCAACACUUCUGCUUGGACAAUGCGUGUUCUUGUUGCUCUAUGUACAAAGACGGGCGAAUUCGGCGGGCCUGGAAGGCGACGUAACGAACAGGAACUCAAUGAAGACGACGAGCCCGAGCUUGCCUUUGUGCGGCGAUUUGUCUUGGAACAUGCGCUGAGGUCAUACAAGGAAGCAAAUGCUUCGAAUGAACCCCUUGACGCCAAGUAUUCUCGGUUGAUGUCACUUGCCGAUCUUUUCGAUAAAAUGCUCAGUGGAUAUGCCUUCGUUUCUGGAGAGACAGCUUUCGCGUCUUCGACCAGGCAAUUGGCGAAGACUAUGUUUGAAAAACACUUCAUCUCUGCGCUGACAGCUUCAGUCGCUGAAAUUGACCUCAACUUCCCAGCGUCCAAACGGGUCAUCAAGUACAUUUUGCGUCCUCUUAACAAGCUCACCCAAACCGCGGUGGUGUUGAGUGAGUCAUCGGAUAUCUCCACUCUCGCUGAAACUGAAGAUGAUGAGAUCUCCUCAGCUACGUCAGUUUCGGAUAUGGAAGAUGACCGGGAGGAGACCCCCGAUCUCUUCCGCCACUCCACGCUGGGCAUGCUCGAGCCUCGGCACGAGGAGGAGACCAGCUCCGAAGAAUCGGAAGAGGAGGAUGACGAAAUGUACGACGAUGAGUAUGGUGAGGAGAUGGAUUAUGAUGAAGACUUGCCAGAAGACGAUGGCGAGGUAGUCAGUGAUGAAGAAGAUGAAAUCGAAGGCGUUGGGCCGAUUGAGGGACUUCCUGGCGACAACGGCAUGGACAUCGAAGUGGUCAUCGAUGACGAUGAAGAUGAUGAAGACGACGAAGAUGACGAGGAUGACGAGGACGAUUCCGACAUGGACGACGACGAAAUCCUUGCCGGCGAAAUCACAGGAGAUCAUGAUAACGAAAGCCUGGAGGAAGGUGAUGAUGACGAAUGGGAAAGUGAAGAGAUGUCUGAAGACGACGAAGAAGCUGAGAUCAUGAAUCAAUUCGAGGAUGAGUUGGCCGAUAGUCUUCGACAGGCAGAGCAGCGCGACGAUGGGCAGCGGUUUGAUGAUUUGUUCCGCGUCCUCAAUGAGGCUGCCGGCGGCGUUGAAGAUCUUCAGGCUGACAGUCUCGGGGAUAUGCAUGAAGACAUCGUCGAUGAUGACCUGGCUGAUGAAGAGGAAGACGAGGAACUCGAGGAACUCGAGGAAGAACUCGAGGAUGCCGACGACGACCAAGGGUCCUACCAAGGUUUCGAUGAUGAGGAAGAUCUUAUGGAUCCUUGGGGAUGGGAAGGCGAUGAGCAACCGCCACGAGGCCAUCAUCACUCCCGAUUCCAUGGUCCUCGGCCGGCGUGGGCUGCGGUUAGUGGGAUCAUGCCCAGUCGGCACGGUAUCGUUCCCAUUCAGCCUUAUCGACUCCAUAGAACUCAAAUUCCGGCCCGUGGAAACGAUGACGGGACCAACCCACUUCUUGUUCGGACAGACCGUGGCUCCGAGACAGGUGGUCAGCCCCGCGUACCUGGCAAUGAAGCUUUCACCGACUGGGUUCAUGGCAUGGAGCCCGUAUCGACGGGACGUCUGCUUCCUAUGGAUAGUCCUGUUAGCUUCAUGAACGCAGUUUUGCAGGCUAUUGGCGGACAAGGGGGCCCAGGAUUUGGGGUCAUCACCCGUCCCGAUGGUAUCCACGUCCAUGUUGAUAGACGUGCAAUGCCUAACCGGAUACAAGACAUAUUCGGCCUUGGCAGACCCCAAGCUCCUCCUUCCCGUACUCGCGAUGAUCCUUCCCAAGCCGUGAGCUUCGCCUUAGCUACAACCAGAAGCCGUUGGCAAGAGGAGGCCCGCAUUCUGUUCAGCAGCGCAUACGUUGAGAAGACCCAGCGUGUGGUCAACUCCCUGUUGAAGAUCUUGGUGCCCCCUGCAAUUGAGGAAGAAAAGAGACGGGAGAAGCAGAUGGAGGAAGAGCGAAAGCGGCGUGAAGAAGAACGCGCAGAACGUGAACGUCAGGAACGCAUCGCCAGGGAAGAGGAGGAGAAAGAGAGAAAGCGCAAGGAAGAGGAGGAGAAUGCCAGACGGCAGCAAGAACUGGAACGUCAGGAAGCAGAGCGACAAGCGUCCGGUAUUGAGACGGAGCCCAUGGACGAUGUACAACGGACAGACACCGGCAACGAGGCUGCAGCACCGGCAGCCGAGACUGAUGCAGGCCCGUCAGAACCUGCUCCCCGCGUGCACACAACUAUCAGAGGCCGUCAGCUUGACAUCACUGGCAUGGAAAUCGAUCCGGAGUACCUGGAAGCCUUGCCUGAAGAAUUGAGAGAGGAAGUCAUCAUGCAGCAGCUCGCAGAACAACGUUCUCAGGCUGCUGCUGCUGGCGAAGAGCCCAGUGAAAUCAAUCCAGAGUUCUUGGAAGCCUUGCCUCCAGAGAUCCGGGAGGAGUUGCUGCAGCAAGAAGCGGCCGAUCGUCGUCGCCGGGAGCGUGACAGUGCUCGCCGACAAGCUGCUGCUGCUGCAGGUGCAGCAGCUCCGGCUCCGGCUCCUGUUCAUGCAGAAGAGAUGGACCCUGCUAGUUUUCUGGCUACGCUAGACCCAUCCUUACGUCAAGCUGUUCUGGCUGAUCAGCCCGAAGAAAUCCUGGCAACAUUGGGUCCAGAAUUCCUUUCCGAAGCUCGUGCGUUGCCAGGCAGACGAUUGGCACAAUUCGGCGAUAUCACUCGGGUCGACCACCGUCACCGACGUGAGCCAGCCGACGAUCAAGAGCCUAAAAAGCAACAACGACGUCAGAUUGUCCAGAUGCUGGACAAGGCCGGCGUCGCUACGCUACUGCGUCUGAUGUUCAUGCCUCUCCAAGGCAACGCACGCCACCAGUUGAACGACAUUCUCCAUAACGUGUGCGAGAACCGCCAGAACAGGAUGGAGGUCAUUAGCCUUCUCUUAUCUGUCCUUCAGGACGGUAGUGCGGAUGUCUCGGCGAUCGAACGCAGUUUUGCUCAGCUCUCACUCCGUGCUAAGCCCUCCUCGGUUCAGAAAACCCCUCAAUCCGUGAAACGGAACUUGUCAUUCCAGGGGUCUUCGAAUGUGAGCAAUGAAGUGACUCCGAUUAUGGUUGUACAGCAGUGCCUGGGAACUCUUUCUUUCCUAUCGCAGUACAACCCUCACAUUGCUUGGUUCUUCUUGACCGAGCAUGACUCUUCCCCGGCCCUGAAGCUGAAGGCUCUCCGCAAGGGCAAGGGCAAGGAGAAUAGGGCUAACAAAUUCGCUCUCAAUGCAUUGUUAACCUUACUGGACCGGAAGUUGAUCAUGGAGAACCCAAAUUGCAUGGAGCAGUUAUCAAGUCUACUAAGCAGUAUCACACAGCCUCUUACACUUUUGCUCCGUCGGGAGAAGGAAAAGCAGGAGGAAGAGGAGAAGGCUAAGGGCAAGCAGCCCGAGCAGGCGCGGGAAGAGAGACCGACUGAAGAACAGGAACAGCAGCAACCUGUUCCGGCAGAUCAGACGGGAUCUGCCACGGACACGACAAUGACAGAUGCACCGCUUCCCACCGUCGAGACCACGCAACCGCAAACUGAAACUGCUCAGCCAGGGCAGACGGAACCAUCGGAAGCCGCCAAGGAAGAGAAAGCAAAGACCACAGCUGAAGAAGAGAAGCACAAGAGAAGAACUAUCGAACCACCAGUUGUCCCUGAUCACAACUUGCAGCUGGUCGUCCACAUCCUCGCCGCUCGUGAAUGCAACGGAAAGACAUUCCGGGACACACUUUCCACCAUCAACAACCUUUCCGCUGUGCCCGGGGCUAGGGACGUGAUCGGUAACGAGCUGGUCAGCCAGGCUCAAACUCUGAGCACUGUUAUUCUCACUGAUCUUGAUGAAUUGCUGUCGCACAUUCACCAGGCUCGUACCGGUACCGAUAUGCAGGGUCUAGCUUUGGCUAAGUUCUCGCCAGCCAGUUCUGAUCAGGCUAAAUUAUUGCGCGUUCUCACGGCUCUCGAUUACCUGUUUGAUCCUUCUCGGAUGGACAAGGUGAAGGGAGCCGAGCCUGACAAUGCCGCUAAGGAAGAUGUUCUACAAACGUUGUACGAAUGCUCUACUUUCGGGCCUCUGUGGACCAGACUUAGCGAAUGCUUGACCGUAAUUCGACAGAAGGAGAACAUGCUCAACGUCGCAACUAUUCUCCUGCCUUUGAUCGAAGCAUUAAUGGUGGUUUGCAAGAAUACCACGCUCAAGGAUACCUCUCUUGCCCGGAACAGUAGGGAGUUGUCUGUGUCGACCACUUCCGUUGACGCUGGUCUCAGCAUGGAAAGCCUCUUCUUUAAGUUCACAGAGGAACAUCGCAAGAUUCUUAAUGAGCUUGUGCGACAAAAUCCCCGGUUGAUGAGUGGCACUUUCUCGCUGCUGGUCAAGAACCCCAAGGUUCUAGAGUUUGACAACAAGCGCAACUACUUCACUCGUCGCAUUCAUUCCCGUGGCGCUGAGCCUCGUCACCCCCAUCCACCUCUUCAGCUGUCUGUUAGACGUGACCAAGUCUUCCUGGAUUCCUUUAAGUCCUUGUACUUCAAGACAGCGGACGAACUGAAAUAUGGCAAGCUGAACGUACGCUUCCAUGGUGAAGAGGGUGUCGAUGCCGGUGGUGUGACUAGAGAAUGGUUCCAAGUUCUCGCGCGUGGCAUGUUCAACCCCAACUACGCUCUGUUCAUCCCGGUUGCUUCGGACAGGACUACAUUCCACCCGAACCGUCUGAGUGGUGUCAACUCCGAACAUCUGAUGUUCUUCAAGUUCAUUGGACGUAUCAUCGGCAAAGCCCUGUACGAGGGACGCGUCCUUGACUGCCAUUUCAGCCGUGCGGUCUACAAGUGCAUCCUCGGUCGGUCAGUAUCCAUCAAGGAUAUGGAGACGCUUGACCUUGACUACUACAAGUCCCUUCUCUGGAUGCUCGAAAACGACAUUACUGACAUCAUUACUGAGACCUUCGCUGUCGAGACGGAUGACUUUGGAGAGAAACAAGUGAUCGAUCUCAUUGAGAACGGACGUAAUAUUCCUGUCACUGAAGAAAAUAAGGAGGAAUACAUCCAACGGGUCGUCGAUUACCGUUUGGUCGGCUCCGUCAAGGAGCAGCUGGACAAUUUCCUGAAGGGAUUCCAUGAGAUCAUCCCCUCCGAUCUGAUCUCCAUCUUCAACGAGCAGGAGCUCGAGUUGCUAAUCUCCGGUCUCCCCGAAAUCGAAGUGGAUGAUUGGAAGGUCAAUACCGAGUAUCAUAACUACUCGGCCUCCUCGCCCCAGAUUCAGUGGUUCUGGCGCGCGGUCCGCUCUUUCGAUAAGGAAGAACGCGCCAAGCUUCUGCAGUUCGUUACGGGUACUAGCAAGGUGCCUCUGAAUGGAUUCAAGGAACUUGAGGGCAUGAACGGAGUCAGCCGUUUCAACAUCCACCGUGAUUACGGCAACAAGGAUCGUCUCCCAAGCUCUCAUACUUGUUUCAACCAGCUGGAUCUUCCAGAAUAUGAGAGCUACGAAACAUUACGGCAACGUCUUUACACUGCGAUGACGGCUGGCAGUGAAUAUUUCGGGUUUGCAUAA
This is a messenger RNA of Aspergillus piperis CBS 112811, 12150 nucleotides long. RefSeq names its product E3 ubiquitin-protein ligase TOM1 (gene tom1). The transcript has 6 exons. The record is from RefSeq and is a predicted model, not a curated record. Gene Ontology annotation, biological process: protein polyubiquitination; proteasome-mediated ubiquitin-dependent protein catabolic process; positive regulation of protein catabolic process. Lineage: Eukaryota; Fungi; Ascomycota; Eurotiomycetes; Eurotiales; Aspergillaceae. Gene Ontology annotation, molecular function: ubiquitin-protein transferase activity. Bases 1 to 12150 code for a protein of 4049 amino acids.